Molecule: messenger RNA, 689 nt
Organism: Scaptodrosophila lebanonensis
Lineage: Eukaryota; Metazoa; Arthropoda; Insecta; Diptera; Drosophilidae
Product: Golgi-associated plant pathogenesis-related protein 1-like
Exons: 5
Coding region: 39-581 (180 amino acids)
Cellular component (GO): extracellular region
Source: RefSeq, a predicted model, not a curated record
UAUCAAUCACAUUUAAUCAGAAAUUUCGCUUGAUAUUCAUGGCAGUGAACCAAAAUUUCUGCACGUUUUUGUUAUUUAUACUUUUGCCAGCGAUUCAUGGUGACUUUGAAAACUCAGUGCUUGACGAGCACAAUCGUUAUAGGGCGAAACACAAUACUCCUAAAUUGACGUUGAACGCUGAUCUGAGCUCAGGCUGUGCUUCGUAUGCUAAAGAAAUUGCGGCUAAGAACAGUCUUGACCAUUCAAUUGGCAAUUAUGGGGAGAAUCUAUGUGUGAGAUCUUCUAAUCCGGUAGAAUGUGUGAAAAUGUGGUACGACGAAAUGAAGGACUACGAUUUCAAGAAACCCAAAUUUUCUUCGGCCACUGGUCAUUUUACUCAAAUGCUUUGGAGAAGCUCCAAAGAGAUGGGGGUUGGCAAGGCCAAGAGUUCAGGUGGAUUAAUCUACGUGGUUGCCAGAUAUAAACCGGCCGGAAAUGUCGUGGGAAAAUUUAAAGAAAACGUGCUGCCCCUAGGUGGCACGAAGCCCGAAUGUUCCUACUUGAUAAUGUUAUUGUGGGUGAUCUUGUUCUUAUUCAAAUAAUAAUGAGUUAUCGCUUGUCCUCUUAUAUUUCCUGCCGAUCAGAUUAAUUCGAAUUUUGAAAUGUUACUUUAUAUGUGAUGUGAUGAUUCUAAUAUUAUUAAAUCGUAA